AUGACUGAUGCAGGCGAUGUUGGUAGAAGCAGCCAGGACCAUAAUCAACAUGUCCAAUUUGAAAGCCAAAAAUGGGAUGCUGAAACGAAGACAAAGCUUGUCACCGGUAUUAUUCAGCUUGUGUUGUAUCAUCGGCAUCAGAUUCCUGCACCUAUUGAAUUGUUAGCUCGUGAAAAGCCAGUCGUUGAUAAAGACAAGGACGAUAAACGAGGCUUGCCUAAUCAAUCAGCCAAACCUUUGCUCAAUUUGUUGACAGCCUUGGAGGAAUUGAGUUUACAUCUUAGUCCAAUAUUCGAUUCUAAUGUUAUACAGGAAAUGUUAGUCUUGCUUGGUCCAACAAUCUUUAGCCCUAAAUGUGUUUAUCGUAUCAAUUUUGAUUGUAGGGAGGAUCAGAUUGUUUUAAAUUUACCAUUUCCCAAGCCAGAAGUCAUUUCACGUCAGUUAAUGUUGAAAUUAUCGACUCAUGAAGAUUUUUCAAUGUGCAAAUCAUUUCCUGUCACCAAUUUAUUUCUAUUUAUCAAGCUACCUCGUUAUACCAACAUCCCAUGGCUAUUACCGAGGCAAGAUUUUAAACUACGAUCGCAAUUAAAGCCCUUCAUUAUUGAUAUAGUCUUACAUCCGGACUUGCAAAAGCCAGAAAAGAAUACAGCUGAUGCGAAAGUAACGGACAAGAAUGAUAUGAUUUGGUUUCAGGUUCCGACUAUUAGCAUAAUAAUUAGCAAUGUUUGGAUUGCAUUGCAACGACACGAGAUUUAA
Molecule: messenger RNA, 756 nt
Organism: Trichoplax adhaerens
Lineage: Eukaryota; Metazoa; Placozoa; Uniplacotomia; Trichoplacea; Trichoplacidae
Exons: 2
Coding region: 1-756 (251 amino acids)
Biological process (GO): regulation of exit from mitosis
Cellular component (GO): nucleus
Source: RefSeq, a predicted model, not a curated record